UCACAACUUACAGCAAACCACCUUCACAGUAGACACGUAGCCACCCCUCCGCCACCGGCUGGCGAAGGAAUUCAUCGGAGAAAUUGGAGGAAUUCAUCGAAGUAAUUCAGUUCAAACAAAAUGUCGUACUCAGUCUCUCUGUCUUCUCCCAUUCAUUUCCACACUAACUCUAGAUUCUUCUCUACAUUCCCUCCAAAACUUCCUAACAAACUGAAAACAACCGUAACAACCACCACAGUCGCGGCCAUUCCACCCUUAUCCACCGCUACAUCGGUUACCGACCUCUCCGUUUUGGAUAGCACCACUGUUGCUCUCAUAGGUGGAGGUUCAGUCGCUGCCUUAGCAGCGGUUCUCUCCUUCACUGACCCGGAACGCCGACGUCGUCUUCAAGCGGAAGAAGUCGGUGGGGGCGAUAAGGAAGUCGUUAGGAAUUACUUCAAUAAUUCCGGUUUCCAAAGGUGGAAGAAGAUUUAUGGAGAGACCGAUGAUGUGAAUAAAGUCCAGCUUGAUAUUAGGUUAGGGCAUUCCAAAACCGUUGAAAAUGUGAUGAAAAUGUUGACCGAUGAUGGCUCACUGAAUGGCGUCACUGUUUGCGAUGCUGGUUGUGGCACCGGUUGUCUCUCCAUUCCUUUAGCUAAAGAAGGUGCCGUUGUUUCCGCCAGCGAUAUUUCCGCCGCCAUGGUGGCCGAGGCUGAGAAGCAGGCGAAAGAGCAGUUAACAGCUGGGAAUGGUGAUAUUGCACCAGUUAUGCCAAAAUUCGAAGUGAAGGAUUUGGAGAGUUUAGAUGGGAAAUAUGAUACUGUGGUGUGUUUAGAUGUUUUAAUACAUUAUCCGCAGAAUAAAGCUGACGGAAUGAUCGCACACCUUGCUUCACUAGCUGAAAACCGAUUAAUUUUGAGCUUUGCACCGAAGACAUUUUAUUAUGAUCUGUUGAAGAGGAUCGGUGAAUUGUUUCCAGGGCCGUCUAAAGCAACGAGGGCAUAUCUUCAUGCCGAGGCAGAUGUAGAAAGGGCACUAAAUAAGGUUGGAUGGAAAAUAAGAAAGAGAGGGCUAAUCACUACACAGUUCUACUUUGCAAGACUUGUCGAGGCUGUCCCUGCAUAGUUAGACCGGGAGGAGAGGUUAGAUUUUAUUUCCAUUUUCUUUUACCUAUUCCGCAUAGAAAUGUCCGGAAUGUUUCUAAGCACUGAAUUUUCUUGUGUGCUCCUUACUAUAUAUAUCUGCUUAUGUGCUUAAUUGUAUAUUAGAUGUCCUUGUAUCUAAAUUCCCAUACUUGUUAACAAUUCUUUUUUAUCAGAUUUGUGACUAAUCUUUGUUCA
Molecule: messenger RNA, 1319 nt
Organism: Gossypium raimondii (Peruvian cotton)
Lineage: Eukaryota; Viridiplantae; Streptophyta; Magnoliopsida; Malvales; Malvaceae
Product: magnesium protoporphyrin IX methyltransferase, chloroplastic
Exons: 2
Coding region: 121-1104 (327 amino acids)
Biological process (GO): chlorophyll biosynthetic process
Molecular function (GO): magnesium protoporphyrin IX methyltransferase activity
Source: RefSeq, a predicted model, not a curated record